AUGAUACCGAGAGAUAUACGAUGGAGAGGAAUCUUAUACCCCAGGCUUUCAGUCCUUCUACAUAGAGGCUAUGCCUCAGCACGACUCACGAGACAGGAGAAGAUCGAUGGUCUGAAUCACUUGUCUCGGAGUAAGCUACAUCAACUAGAUACAAAGUUCAACUUGUUUAAUGAGAAUGUGACGAAAAUGGUGGACUUGGGAUACUCUCCGGGCAAUUGGCUUAUAUAUGCUCGAGAGGCACUUCUGAGGAUUCAUGAAAUCGAGCCUGAGAAGAUAUACCAGAAGUGUACCCUAGUUGGGCUUGAUAUCAUCAUAGGGAAUCACCCUGCGGGAACUUUCACAACACAGGGAAAUAUCCUAUCAAAGCUAGCGCAUAGAAACGUCAUAAGUCUACUUAAAGAGCAUGCUUACAAAAGACUAGUUGUGCAGAAUGGUUUGCUAGACGACCUCUUGCCAGAACAGGAUGCUAAAGAUCCAACUUUUGAAUCUGAAAUGGCAAGAAUAUCAGAUAUCUUCGAUGAUCUUUCUUUGAAGGACAAAACACUAGAAUCAAUUCUAAGUCUUCAGGAUUAUCAAGCUGACCUAAUAACCUCAGACUUGUCAUCGGCAUUCUUACAAGACAAGGGUUUCUUUAAUAAUACUACCACAAGGCCUUUCAUACGUUCCAGCACAAAUAGUGAGCUAAGAAGGAACGUCACGGAUCCGUUGAAAGCAUCAAUAGAUACAGCCGAAGCCGCAUUACUACUAUGUUGCGAGGCAUUAGCAAAGGGUGGGAAUUUCGUCAUUCGCUUGGCUCGAAUUGAUCUAGCGGAUCCAGAAAUAGAUCUUCUUGAAGAAAGGCUCAAGAGGGUAUUCAAGCAUGUACAGAGAUGGAAGCCAGAGGGAUCUACCAAAUCAAAUUUCCUGGUCAUCCUGGAGCUCUAUUUUGUUUGCAAAGAUAAGCAGGAUCAUUUAGCUGAUAAGUACAAUGUCUUUGAUGUGAAGCGUUAA
Candidozyma haemuli is the source of this 990-nucleotide messenger RNA. RefSeq lists its product as uncharacterized. Gene Ontology annotation, cellular component: mitochondrion. The coding region runs from base 1 to 990 and encodes 329 amino acids. Gene Ontology annotation, biological process: RNA methylation. The transcript has a single exon. Gene Ontology annotation, molecular function: rRNA (uridine-2'-O-ribose)-methyltransferase activity. The record is from RefSeq and is a predicted model, not a curated record. NCBI's taxonomy places the organism in Eukaryota, Fungi, Ascomycota, Pichiomycetes, Serinales, Metschnikowiaceae.